CCCAGAAACUUGUCCCGCGCGCCACGCCGUCCGUCUCCAGGGCAACCCGGCUCCUCCUAGCAACCGCGCAGCCCUGCUAUGGCGGCCGCGGGUCCCAGUGUCUUCCUGCUCAUGGUCAACGGGCAGGUGGAGAGCGCCCAGUUUCCUGAGUAUGACGAUCUCUACUGCAAGUACUGUUUCGUGUACGGCCAGGACUGGGCCCCCACGGCGGGGCUGGAGGAAGGCAUCUCACAGAUCACAUCCAAGAGCCAGGAUGCGCGGCGUGCGCUGGUGUGGAACUUCCCCAUCGACGUCACCUUUAAGAGCACCAACCCCUACGGCUGGCCGCAGAUCGUGCUUAGCGUAUAUGGGCCGGACGUGUUCGGGAACGACGUGGUCCGAGGCUACGGGGCGGUGCACGUGCCCUUCUCACCCGGACGGCACAAAAAGACCAUCCCCAUGUUUGUCCCAGAAUCUGUGUCUAAACUGCAAAAGUUUACCAGCUGGUUCAUGGGACGGCGGCCCGAGUACACAGACCCCAAGGUGGUGGCUCAGGGGGAAGGCCGGGAAGUGACCCGCGUCCGCUCCCAGGGCUUCGUCACUCUCCUCUUCAACGUGGUGACCAAGGACAUGAGGAAGCUGGGCUAUGACACCGGGCCUCCGGACACACAGGGGGUCUCGGGGCCCAGCACGCCCCAGGGCCUCCCCCGGUGAAGGCAUCGGCCCCCUGGGACGGCCCAGCGACCCACCUGCCUGACCUGCCUCGGGGGUGGCGGGUGUUUGUGUAAUAAAGUGUCACCUUUUCACAGA
Eubalaena glacialis (North Atlantic right whale) is the source of this 789-nucleotide messenger RNA. RefSeq names its product B9 domain containing 1 (gene B9D1). Gene Ontology annotation, cellular component: MKS complex. The record is from RefSeq and is a predicted model, not a curated record. Gene Ontology annotation, biological process: cilium assembly. The transcript is spliced from 7 exons. The coding region runs from base 79 to 693 and encodes 204 amino acids. Lineage: Eukaryota; Metazoa; Chordata; Mammalia; Artiodactyla; Balaenidae.